GGACUACUAGGCAGUAUUGUUUGAUAACAGUUGAUAGGGAUUUGGGGAAUUAUUAAUUUGUAAGAACAUUAUUAGUACAAAAUUUAUUGAAAAUCAUAAUGAACAGGCUAUUCGGAAAGAAAAAACCAACUGAACCUCCACCUAACCUGAAUGAUAUUAUUACUGGGGUUGAUACAAAGGCUGAUUCUAUUGAAUCCAAAAUGGCAAAACUUGAUGCUGAAUUAAGGAAAUAUAAAGAUCAAAUGGCAAAGAUGCGAGAAGGUCCAGCAAAAAACUCUGUUAAACAAAAAGCUAUGAGAGUUCUAAAACAGCGGAAAAUGUAUGAGCAGCAAGCCGGCAAUCUAAGGCAACAGGCAUUUAAUAUGGAACAAGCUAAUUUUGCAGUACAGACAAUGAAAGAUACUCAAUCUACUGUUGUGGCUAUGAAAGAGGGAGUUAAGUCAAUGAAUAAAGAAUUUAAGAAGAUUAAUAUUGAUGAAAUUGAGGAUCUGCAAGAUGAAAUGGCAGACAUGCUAGAAUUGACCGAUGAAGUACAGGAAGCACUAGGACGAAGUUACGGUAUGCCAGAUGUUGAUGAAGAUGAGCUAGCUGCUGAAUUAGAAGCUCUUGGUGAUGAAAUCGCUGCCGACACAGAUACUUCAUACCUUGAUGAAGCUGUUAUACCUCCUACUCCAGACAAAGAACCACAGCAACCUCAACCUCAAAAAAACAAGGACGGUGUUGCAGUGGAUGAGUUUGGCUUACCACAAAUACCAGCAUAACUAUAAACCAAUUCAUGGUUGGAAGUAUUAUAAAGUUGAUAUUUUACUGUCGCUGAAAGAAAUUUUUUUUUUUUUGUUUGACGUAAUAUAUUAAACUGUUUUAAUUUUUUUAAUUCUCUAGUGCUUCUAAGGAAGAAUCAGCUCAUUGCUUUUUAUGAUACAAAGCGGAAAAAAAAUUCAGUUAAAUUUUAUAUUAGUUUAUUAUUUAAUAAAGGUGGUUGAAAGUAUAGAUGAUAGAAACUUAACAUUAUUAAAAAGAUAUCAAUAUUGUAUUGUAAAUCCAGAAUAUUCUCGGAUCACAAGAAAUGUGAAUGAUGAACAAAUAAUUAUUUGGAUGUACAGCCUGUCAUAAAUGAUUAUUUUGAAUUGCAUGACAAUAUAUUUACCAUCAAUUCUCUUAAAAUAAGAAAAUAUAAUGCAUUAUGUUUUUCUAGAAAAUAUAUCUUUGUACUUAUAUAUACCAUUUAUAAUUGUUUUACACUCAAAAUAAAAAAUAUAUGUUUUUACAUAAUUA
This is a messenger RNA of Nezara viridula (southern green stink bug), 1275 nucleotides long. The record is from the annotation of a GenBank genome assembly. Lineage: Eukaryota; Metazoa; Arthropoda; Insecta; Hemiptera; Pentatomidae.